AUGGCAGAAGUAGAGUCACCACCGCCGCCUCCGCCACCGCAGUACCUAGAGGUUAACUGCAGAACCUCCGGCAAGAUCCUACGGUUCGCUCCGGGCACCGAUGCAGGAUUUGCGGUGGCGCUGAUAAAUCGGAAACGGAAAGGAACAGUUCCAUUGGUAACGCACAUAGAAGCUGUAAAAGAUGGUGAAGAAGAAGAAGCAAUCGCUUUUGGACCAAGCGCAAUUCUUUCCAAUUUUGGUGAAGGUUGGAAGCUUCAAACCGUUCUUUCUUCCGAACAAAUCAAAGGACCUAUUCAAGGAAUGGCAAAGCAAACAUUAAAACAUGCUUCAAAUGUCCCAGGUGGUGAAAGCCGAGAACCUAACCCAAUAGGCUCAGUAUAUAUUGUUAAAAUAAUACUUGCUUUUAUUUUGAUUUUUGUUCUUGGUGCAAUUUUUACUUUGUUUCUUGAUAAUCUUCCUGCGUUGAUAUUGUUUGUGCAGUCAUUUAUAUAA
This is a messenger RNA of Lathyrus sativus (Indian pea), 492 nucleotides long. Lineage: Eukaryota; Viridiplantae; Streptophyta; Magnoliopsida; Fabales; Fabaceae. The record is from the annotation of a GenBank genome assembly.